AACGGUUUCUUAGUAUCAUUCUCCACUCUUGUUUUCAUUUUCAAUUUUUUCUCAACAUUUUUUGAUUUAAAUACACUUUGAUACACACAUUCCAUUCCUUUCAUUUAUGCAUUUCUUCUUCUGCAACCUCUCAUCAUCAUGGCGGGUCUCUACUCUUCUUUAAGACCCAUUGCCUCUUCUGCUGCUUCUUCUUCUUCUUCCUCUUCUUCAACCGCUUUCAAUUCUCGUCUUCUCUUGCUCUUAACGCUCCUUCCUCUCACUCUCGCUUCUUUCGCUUUCGUUCUUCAAUGGCGGGGCGAAUUGACUGACCCGGUUGCCCGAUGGUCCCCUGAUCACCAUGAGUUCCCCGGUAUGGCCAACACUUUCUCUGACUUGUCCCUCCGGAAUUCCAGGUCGGGUUGUCUCGAUCCUCUGGGUCGGAGCAACACUCCCUCGUUCCCUUAUUUUAGGGACUGGAAGUUUGAUUUCGGGUCGGAUCUGAAGCCUAAGAUAUGUAUUACAUCAAGUACUUCUGCUGGGCUAGAACAGACUUUACCAUGGAUCUUUUAUCACAAGCUUAUUGGUGUUUCAAAUUUUUUUCUUUUUGUGGAGGGGAAGGCUGCCUCUGCUAACGUAUCGAAAGUCUUGGAAUCAAUUCCUGGGGUGAAAGUGAUAUUCAGAACAAGAGAAUUAGAGGGACAACAAGCUAAAAGCCGCAUCUGGAAUGAGAGUUGGUUGGCAAGCUUCUUCUACAAACCAUGUAAUUAUGAAUUAUUUGUGAAGCAAUCCCUGAAUAUGGAGAUGGCUAUUGUCAUGGCAAGGGAAGCGGGCAUGGAUUGGAUUUUUCAUCUUGACACCGAUGAACUAAUACAUCCAGCGGGAACUCGAGAAUACUCCUUGAGACAAUUGCUGUUAGAUGUACCUGCAAAUAUUGAUAUGGUCGUCUUCCCUAAUUAUGAGAGUAGUGUUGAGCGAGAUGAUAUCAAGGAACCUUUCAGUGAGGUUUCUAUGUUCAAGAAGAACUAUGACCAUCUUCCCAAAGACGUAUAUUUUGGCAAUUAUAAAGAUGCAACACGUGGAAAUCCAAACUACUUCCUAACAUAUGGAAAUGGGAAAUCAGCCGCUCGUAUUCAAGAUCAUCUUCGUCCUAAUGGUGCUCACAGAUGGCACAAUUACAUGAAGAACCCAAGUGAGAUCAAAUUGGAUGAGGCUGCUGUCCUGCAUUACACAUAUCCCAAGUUUUCUGAUUUGACUUCAAGACGUGACCGGUGUGGCUGCAAGCCUACAAAGGAGGAUGUUAAAAGAUGCUUCAUGCUGGAAUUUGACAGAGCUGCAUUUAUAAUUGCCUCAACUGCAACAGAGGAGGAGAUGUUGCACUGGUAUCGCGAACACAUUGUGUGGACUGAUAAUACCCUGAAUCUCAAACUUCUGAAGAAGGGCAUCUUGACUCGUAUUUAUGCUCCCAUGGCCAUUAUUCAAGCAAUGAGGGAAUCUGGGGUUUUCAGUUCAGUAAUUGCUUCAGCAGAGACGGGCCUUUCAAAGGAAAAGUUUUUAUCAUCCGUUGAAAGUAGUAACACUACUAGAGGAGUUAAAUCCGGAAUAGUCUCAUCAAGAAAGGUUGGCAAUAACAGUGAAUCUCAGGCAACUGCAAGAAGGGUCUUGGAGUUUUCUAAUGAUGCGACUUAUACUUCUGCAGUUACACCACAAUCUCCUCCCGGCCUGGAUGACAUUGACUUUGAUACAACAUUACAGACUACGGUCGAGUGAUGCCUAAAUCUUACCUGGCUUCAGUGUUGAAGAAGGAUCUAAUUUUGAAAUGUUAGCAAAAGAGAACUGAAGGGAGUGUUGUGAUGUGGCAUCAUUGUUCAGUUUUGUGGAGCUCUUCCCGAUCAUUACCCAAGCGCUGGUGUACAUUUCAGGUUUAGAUUAUAGGUUUUAUAGAGUUAGAGAUGUAGAGCGGGAUUCAAUUCCAUUGCUGAAGCUUUUUUUCUUCUUAUUAUUUUAGUAAAUGGUAAUAUUUCUGAGAAUGCUUUGGGUUA
Molecule: messenger RNA, 2018 nt
Organism: Pistacia vera
Lineage: Eukaryota; Viridiplantae; Streptophyta; Magnoliopsida; Sapindales; Anacardiaceae
Product: glycosyltransferase-like At2g41451
Exons: 11
Coding region: 139-1746 (535 amino acids)
Biological process (GO): cellulose biosynthetic process; response to abscisic acid
Source: RefSeq, a predicted model, not a curated record